Molecule: messenger RNA, 1488 nt
Organism: Cotesia congregata
Lineage: Eukaryota; Metazoa; Arthropoda; Insecta; Hymenoptera; Braconidae
Source: the annotation of a GenBank genome assembly
AUGAUUCUCACCGGAUCAGACCAUUUCUUAUCGGGUUCGGUGGGAGUGACUGCUUUUCUUGGAGCAGUAGCCGGUUUCGUUACUCUUCUCUUGGUACUCUUUUUAUAUUUAACACGAAAAUGGACUUUUACACCCGUUUCGCAGACGGUUUUUGGUGGAAUCUGUGUACCAUUAAAUGAUACAACUCAUUGUUCGGAUUUUACAACACCUCCGAUUACCAAAAAUUUAGACAAAAUCUUUACAUUUUCGGAUCCAGAAACAAGUUCUGAUUCAGAAGAAGACGCAUUCCGCCGAUUACAAAACUCUCAUUCAACACAUCUUCCGAAUAUUCUCACGAUUCAGACUGAAGAUGGACCAACUUUUGUUGAUGCUGGUAAUACUUCCAAUAAUUGUAAUGAAGAACAUCCUCCAGAUCAACAAGAGUGUGUGGUUGAAGUCGGAUCUUCAAAUAUUUUAAUGGAAACACCAGAAUCUGAUAAAGUUAUUGAAGAACUUUGUAGUCCAUCGAGCGAAAUAGCACCAACACUUGGUGGAUUAAUUGAAGAAAUAGGAAGCUUAGAAGUGGCAUUUUUGUAUGACGCACCAAUGCGAGAAAUGACGGUUCAAGUUCUUCAAGGACGAAACUAUCCAGCAGGUAUCGGAGGAAGUCAAGUUCGUCUUGUUUUGCUUCCGUCAAAGAAGCAGAGACGUAAAACACGAGUUCGUCAAGGUACAUCACCACAGUAUAUGGAAAGCUUUUUAUUACCUCGAGUUAAUCCUGAAGAUGUUAAUGCAAUGGGCGUAAGGCUGAGAGUUUAUCUCUGGGGUGGUAGAAUGCGUCGAGAACGACUAUUAGGUGAAGCUAGAGUUUGUUUUGAUCAAAUCAAUCUUCAAUUAGAAACCACACUUUGUCUGCCUCUACAGCCUCCACCCUCUUCGCCGGUCCAAGAGUGGGGUACGACUACGAGUUUAACUCGAAGUGACUCAACCGGAUCUCAACAGUCUGUACAGUCGUAUGCAUCUCCAACAAUACCUCCUUACGGUAGUAGUAUGAAGGGUGGAAGCAUAGCUGAAAUACUUAUCGGUCUUGCUUACAAUGGUACUACCGGUCGUCUUUCGGUAGAAAUAAUAAAGGGCUCACAUUUUCGUGGUGGUGGUGGUAAUGAUACAAAACCACCAGAUACAUAUGUUAAAUUAACAUUAGUUGACAGUAAUAGUCAUGAAAUGGGUCGAUGUAAAACUGGACUGAGACGAGCACAACCAAAUCCACUUUACAAGGAAACUUUUAUAUUUCAGGUUGCUUUGUUUCAGCUAGGGGAUGUUACACUUUUUGUAUCAGUAUAUAAUCGCCGUCGUUCAGCGAUGGGUAAAAAAGGCCGUGAAAUGAUUGGUUGGCUUUGUCUUGGAUUAAACAGUUCUGGGCCUGAAGAGUUACAGCAUUGGAAUGAAAUGCGGAUUGCAAGGCAACCAACUCAAGUGCAACGUUGGCACUCACUUUUACGUCCAUAA